ACUUCCCACUAUUAUCCUUGACUGGCCCUAAUUUAACUUUCGUCAUUCUGUCAUUCUUUUAUUACUGAGUUCACAAAAUCAACAAUCUGCCUGUUUGUCUUUUGAUUAUGACAUGAACAGGCUGCUAUUGCUCACUGGUGGCAAAGUUCUUGGUAUUUAUCAAACAUGAUAGACAGAAACUCUUACACUUAUAAAGGAUACGCAUCAAUUGAGAAAUGGCUACAUGAAAUGUCUUGAGAUUAUUACUGAAGUUAUGAGAACUAAUACUGCUGAGAUGCAGUUCUACAGACAGAUCAAGUACCUUCACUUACAAGUCACCUGACCUGAAGCAGAGCCUCAAACAGAAGACCAGGUCUGUUGCCCAUCCUAUGCCUCAUCCUAUGCCUCAUCCUCUUCGAACAAGUGUCACUGCAAUGUGAGAAUUGGGAACACAAACUGAUUGGGCAUUUUCCUCUCACUAUCUCAGCAGUGCGGAAAUCAACUCAGCACAGUCUGGGAAUUAAAUUGGGAACUUUCCUGGCCUGAUCACUUGCAGGAGAAGAUCACUGCACUGUCUGCGAGUCAAGGGUUAGACUUUCUGAUGACCUGUUUCCUCUCCUGAGCUCAGUUGCAGUAUGUAAAUGAAUGAAUGAUCACUGUUGCAUUUAAUUAAAUAACCCUUUAAUUAAGAUAGUGCUAUUCUGAAGAAUUCUCAAUUAUGUAUGAAAAAUGAUUUGCUUUUUUCCUAGUACGAUAAAACUGCAAUUAUUGGAUCGGCAUCGUAUCGGAGAAGAUAUCCAGUUCCAAAGUUUAAUCACACCAUGAGGCAGAAAGUGGAGACAAGGAAUCUCCAUUGGACAGACAGGCUGAUACAACGUGGAUACCAGAUUCACAGCUUCACCCCUGAAGAAAGAUCAGAGGGAACAUUCCUUAUGAAAAUGAUCGAAUGGCCUAAACCCCCCAACUCUGCUGUGCCCUUUCAGAAAAGCAGCAACCCAGCAUACAGUCACUUUGUAAUUUUAAAUUCUGCAAAGACUUUCUAUGUGGGAGAUCAGCUACAAGUGAUGCUGCAGAUGUAUGAUUUUGAAGGUCACCCAAAGCAAUAUGGAGGUGACUAUCUCCAAGCUCGGAUCCACACCCCAGCUUUAAAAGCUGGUUCAGCAGGAACUGUUAUAGACAACCAAAAUGGAUUUUACUAUAUCAAUUUUAACUUAUCUUGGUCGGGGAAAGUUGAAGUUUCUGUUUUAUUAGUUCAUCCCAGUGAAGGGAUCCAAGCACUUAAAAGACUACGUGAGGAACAGCCAGAAAGAGUGUACUUAAAAAGUACCUUCAAAUAUCAGGGUGCUUCAGAGACCACUGUAUGUAAUCUAUAUUUGCCUCAAACUGAGCCACUCUGUAACUUUACUGAUCCCAGGACUGGGGAGCCCUGGUUCUGCUACAAACCAAAGAAGCUUCCCUGCUCUGCUCGUAUCAACCAUUUUAAAGGAGAUUAUGUGAAAAAGCUCUUAAUUGGAGAAGAGAACCAUUUUUUCCAAAG
This is a messenger RNA of Chiloscyllium plagiosum (whitespotted bambooshark), 1516 nucleotides long. The record is from RefSeq and is a predicted model, not a curated record. NCBI's taxonomy places the organism in Eukaryota, Metazoa, Chordata, Chondrichthyes, Orectolobiformes, Hemiscylliidae.